AUGCCUCUACUUAAUUUUGUCGCUGACGAUUAUACCGAAUUAGUAGACUGGAAGAAAUGUGAAAUAACUGAGCCGAAAAUGUUAUCGAUGAUUGAAAAUGAAGCAUUGAAACGAGCAAUAUAUUAUUAUUUUACUAAGUCUUUUGUUCAAUUUAAAUACGAAUUUGUCGUUUCUUCCAGAUUUUUAUGUCCGAACAACGUUACUGAGUGCAUCGAUAUAUUUCCAUGUCACACUCAAUAUGCUGAAAGAGCUGUUUAG
This is a messenger RNA of Cinara cedri, 258 nucleotides long. The record is from the annotation of a GenBank genome assembly. NCBI's taxonomy places the organism in Eukaryota, Metazoa, Arthropoda, Insecta, Hemiptera, Aphididae.